Molecule: messenger RNA, 811 nt
Organism: Prunus mume (Japanese apricot)
Lineage: Eukaryota; Viridiplantae; Streptophyta; Magnoliopsida; Rosales; Rosaceae
Product: histone H2A variant 1-like
Cellular component (GO): nucleosome
Molecular function (GO): protein heterodimerization activity; structural constituent of chromatin; DNA binding
Source: RefSeq, a predicted model, not a curated record
UCCCUCUCCAGUCUCUGAAAUCUUCAAAAGAUUCGAUCUUUCUCGACCUCCAUCUGCAAAUUCUCUCUGUUUUUAUCUGCGUUCGCGUUUUGGGCUUUUUGCUGCUGUCUCGAAAGCAAAUUGAGUUAUUCACAUUUUCUUUCAAUUUCUCGAGAAAAAGAAAUGUCAGGUAAAGGCGCGAAGGGUUUGAUAAUGGGCAAAAGCCCAGCCAUCAACAAAGACAAAGACAAGGACAAGAAGAAACCUAUCUCUCGUUCUUCUCGAGCUGGACUUCAGUUCCCAGUUGGUCGAAUUCACCGUCUUUUGAAGUCAAGGGUUUCAGCUAAUGGAAGAGUUGGUGCAACAGCUGCUGUGUACUCUGCCGCUAUCUUGGAGUAUCUGACUGCAGAAGUGCUGGAGCUGGCAGGUAAUGCAAGCAAAGAUUUAAAGGUGAAGCGUAUAACACCCAGACACUUGCAACUUGCAAUUCGUGGUGACGAAGAACUCGACACCCUGAUCAAAGGAACAAUAGCCGGUGGUGGUGUGAUCCCUCACAUUCACAAGUCUCUCAUCAACAAGUCCACCAAGGACUAGUAUUCUUGUGGUUUCCAUGUAUAGUCAACUCCUCUUGGGAAAAUGGAACUCCUUUGUACAUUUUCAGAUACAUUUUAUUCAUUGAUAAUGUCCUUUGUGGGUUGGCAUACUUUUACUUCUAUUGGGAACAAUCAAAGAAUAUAUAUUUUUCAUUUCUUCGGUAGUGGUUAGAGUUUAGAAAUUAGAGGUGCUUUGUUUGGUGUGUUAUGGUUAUUAAAUGAAAGUCUUCUGUAAACUA